AUGGCCGGACCAUGUGUAGGCAAGAACGCUUUCCAACAGGGAUUGAAAGUCGUUGACUGUGGAGAUGCCCCUCUGACCGUCCUAAGCACACGAGCACGGUAUCCCGCGCAUCAUACUGUAACUCUCGGCGGCGAUCAUACGACUACGCUGCCAGCAUUGAGAUCCACAUACAACCAUUGGGGACCAGUUUCUGUCAUUCACUUCGACAGUCAUCUAGACACUUGGGAUCCCGAUGUUCUGGGAGCGGGUCUAUCUCAUUAUGCUGGCGUAAACCAUGGCACAUUCUUGCACAUCGCGCAUGAGGAGGGUUUAAUCAAAAACUCAUCGAUCCACGCAGGAAUCAGAGCGCCAGUCUCGAACAAGAAGUACGAUUUCGCCAACGACAAGGCCUGUGGCUUCCACAUCCUGAAGGCCCGACAUCUCGACAGAAUUGGCACUGCCGGCAUCAUUAAGACGUUGAAGGAUCGAGUAGCUGGCUCGAAAGUCUACAUUAGUGUCGACAUCGACGUGCUGGACCCAGCGUAUGCGCCAGCGACAGGAACUGCUGAAGUGGGAGGCUGGACCACGAGAGAGCUUUUGACGAUCCUGGAUGGCCUGAGCGGCAUCGAAGUUGUUGGGGCUGAUUUCGUCGAGGUCGCACCGAUAUACGACAGCCCAGGCGAAACUACAGUACUGGCUGCAGCUGAAGUCGUGCAUUCGCUCAUUCAGCUGAUGGCCGAUAAGCCUAUGGAGUCGAUGCGGAAGGACGAACUCUGA
Molecule: messenger RNA, 756 nt
Organism: Fulvia fulva
Lineage: Eukaryota; Fungi; Ascomycota; Dothideomycetes; Mycosphaerellales; Mycosphaerellaceae
Product: Putative agmatinase 1
Exons: 6
Coding region: 1-756 (251 amino acids)
Molecular function (GO): agmatinase activity; metal ion binding
Source: RefSeq, a predicted model, not a curated record